CAGAGGAAGGGUGUAAGGACAGCAGGGACACUUUGAGCUACCAUGGAUAUCCCCACCGAUUUGGUGCCGUCCUCCAUGAUGUCCCAACCUGAGGUGAUUGAGUCCACAGCCAUGAGCGAACCACAGUGCUACUACAAUGAAACCAUUGCCUUCUUUUAUAACCGAAGUGGAAAAUAUCUAGCCACUGAAUGGAACACUGUCAGCAAGCUUGUAAUGGGACUGGGGAUUACCGUCUGCAUCUUCAUAAUGCUGGCUAACCUCUUGGUUAUGGUGGCUAUUUAUGUCAACCGUCGAUUCCACUUUCCUAUUUAUUACUUAAUGGCCAACUUAGCCGCUGCGGACUUUUUUGCAGGGCUGGCCUACUUUUACUUAAUGUUCAACACAGGACCCAACACUAGAAGAUUGACUGUAAGCACCUGGCUUCUUCGUCAGGGUCUCAUUGACACUAGCCUGACAGCCUCUGUAGCCAAUUUGUUGGCCAUUGCUAUUGAGCGGCACAUUACAGUUUUCCGAAUGCAGCUACAUACUCGGAUGAGCAACCGGCGAGUGGUGGUCGUAAUUGUUGUUAUCUGGACUAUGGCCAUCGUCAUGGGCGCCAUACCAAGUGUCGGAUGGAACUGUAUUUGUGAUAUCACUCACUGCUCCAACAUGGCACCACUCUAUAGUGACUCCUACCUGGUCUUCUGGGCUAUUUUCAACCUGGUCACUUUUGUGGUCAUGGUGGUCCUAUAUGCUCAUAUCUUUGGGUACGUCCGCCAAAGGACUAUGAGAAUGUCCAGACAUAGUUCUGGACCCCGCAGGAAUCGGGACACCAUGAUGAGCCUCCUGAAGACUGUGGUCAUUGUGCUUGGUGCUUUCAUAAUCUGCUGGACCCCAGGAUUAGUCUUGCUGCUCCUCGAUGUUUGCUGUCCCCAGUGCAACGUCUUGGCCUAUGAAAAAUUUUUCCUGCUCCUGGCGGAGUUCAACUCUGCCAUGAACCCCAUCAUCUACUCCUACCGGGACAAGGAGAUGAGCGCGACCUUCAAGCAGAUCCUCUGCUGCCAGCGCAGCGAGAAUGCCAAUGGCCCCACCGAAGGCUCGGACCGGUCAGCGUCCUCGCUUAACCACACCAUCUUGGCUGGCGUCCACAGCAACGACCACUCAGUGGUGUAAAACUGCAGCCAGCCGCGUGGCCAACAAAGAGCAGCAGGCUACACCGCAGAGCGGGGUGGGUGCACGGCCCUGGGGAAAGUAACCCACUCACAAGGUUUUCUCAAACACUAAUGGACUACAAGUGCUUCUUUUCCAGGGAGCCCAACACACCGGCGCAGUCCGCCCCAUCUGCAGGACUGGCCGUGUGCAAGGCCUUUGAUUUCUACUUU
Messenger RNA from Aptenodytes forsteri (emperor penguin), 1361 nucleotides. It is a transcript of the gene LPAR1, whose product is annotated as lysophosphatidic acid receptor 1. Lineage: Eukaryota; Metazoa; Chordata; Aves; Sphenisciformes; Spheniscidae. Gene Ontology annotation, cellular component: membrane. The transcript has 3 exons. Gene Ontology annotation, molecular function: lysophosphatidic acid receptor activity. Gene Ontology annotation, biological process: phospholipase C-activating G protein-coupled receptor signaling pathway; neurogenesis. The record is from RefSeq and is a predicted model, not a curated record. Bases 43 to 1152 code for a protein of 369 amino acids.